Pestalotiopsis fici W106-1 is the source of this 1407-nucleotide messenger RNA. RefSeq lists its product as uncharacterized. The transcript has 2 exons. Lineage: Eukaryota; Fungi; Ascomycota; Sordariomycetes; Amphisphaeriales; Sporocadaceae. Bases 1 to 1407 code for a protein of 468 amino acids. The record is from RefSeq and is a predicted model, not a curated record.
AUGUCGAGUUGCCAGAGGGUCGCAGGACCAAUAACCCGGUCAUUGCGUCAGGCGCCGGCCUUUCAGUCUUCUUCAUUUGCCCUGAGCCGCACUUUUACCCAGAGUACAGCCAGGAAAGAUGAGGUGACCACCACGACUACGACCGCACCGCCGGCAUCUGAGCCGAUACCCACUCCGAGCAGCACAAUCGCAAAGUCGGCCGACUCUCAAGCAGCAUCGCAAGAUGCCAGAGAUACUGUUACGAGCUAUUGGGGAGAGAGGAAGCUAGUAAAGCAGGGCCUGCCGCCAAUUGGUUCAAGACGUCGCCGAGCCGCCAUCAAGACUUCGCCAAAUAUUCCCUUCGAGCUGCUGCCGUACCAAUGCUUCCAAGAAGCUCGCAAGAUCCUUCAGGAGGACCGCCAAGAGAAGCUCGAGGCGCUCCAGUCGACACUGGCAUCCAUGAAAAGGCUAGAAGAGACACCAGCGGACAAGCUGCCUGGAGGAGAGACGAAGAAGAACAGGCGCUUGGCCAGUUUACGAGACUAUGUCGAGGAACUCAAAGUUUUGGUCGAUAUCAACGAUCCAAUUGUCAAGCGCAAGUUUGAAGAUGGUCUUGGCGAUUUCGACAAACCCGUCUACCGUCACCUAGCCGAGAAGAAGUGGCGUGGAUAUCCCUUCCGUCUCAUUAAGCAAAGAAUAGAGACCUUGAACAUUGUGCCGGAUGUUCUCCCCAAGUUCGAGCCGACGGUCGACGUGCAAAUGUUCUUCCGCAGGAACAAGGUUGAGCCUGGCGAGAUUCUGGACAGCAGAGUGACAGAGACUCCUCCUCGCUUGAAGGUGCAGGUCUUCAACUCUGGCGAGCGGCUAGUCUCUGUCGUCGUCAUGGACUCGGAUGUCCCCAACGCCGAGACGGACAGCUUCGAACGUCGCUGCCACUAUCUUGCGGCAAACAUCCCCAUCUCUCCCAAUACUCAGUCUCUGCCUCUCGGUCUAGUCAACAAAGAGACAGAGCUGGUAGUACCAUGGCUGCCUGCAUUCUCGCAAAAGGGUGCUCCCUACCACCGUCUGUCCGUAUUCGUGCUCGAGCAGAAGCCAGGCGAGAAGCUAGACCUUGCCAAGCUCAAGGAGCUGUACAGCGGCCGUGAUGGAUUCAGCUUGAAGAGCUACCGUGACAAGUUCGGUCUGAACCCCGUGGGCUUCAACAUCUUCCGUACCGUCUGGGAUGAGGGUACAGCGGGAGUCAUGGAGCGCCAUGGCAUUCCUGGUGCUGACAUUGAGUUCAAGCACAAGCGUGUGUACUCGAUGAAGGGAGAGAGGAAAGCCCGUGGUUGGGAAGUCAAGCGACAAAAGCCCAAGUACAAGAGCUUGUGGAAGUAUACCCACAGAGUUCGUGGAGUGCCUCGUUACAGGGGACGCCGAAAGGACUAG